Messenger RNA from Spodoptera exigua (beet armyworm), 2280 nucleotides. The record is from the annotation of a GenBank genome assembly. Lineage: Eukaryota; Metazoa; Arthropoda; Insecta; Lepidoptera; Noctuidae.
AUGUUUGUCAACAGCAGGCUGCUGACCUUCGGAACAUCAAGUAAUAUAAGGGUGGCGCCAGGAUCUCCAGGAAAGUCGUACUCAUGGAAGGAAAAGGGUUACACGAGCUGCAGUGCAUCUUGUCUCAGUGGAGUACAGGAACUCAUAAUCCAAUGCGUGAGAGAUGAAGAUGGUAAGAAUGCGUCUCCAUACAUGUGCGACCCUUUGACGAAGCCAGAGAACAGGGUUCGGACUUGCAAUGACCACCCAUGUCCACCCAGGUGGAACUACACUGAGUUCUCACAAUGCACCAAGUCGUGUGGCAUCGGUAUUCAGACGAGAGAGGUCACUUGUAUACAUGAGGUGACUCGCGGUGGCACAAACACAGUAGUGGUACCAAACAGCAUGUGUCCCCAACCGCCACCCCCGGACCGGCAGUACUGUAACGUCCUUGACUGCCCCGUCCGGUGGCACACGGGAGAGUGGUCCAAAUGCUCAAAGACAUGCGGUGGAGGGUUAAAACAGAGAGAUGUGGAGUGUAAGCAAAUAAUGGCGCAGUCCCACGUCGUAGAACGACCAGCUUCACUCUGCAGCUCCCCUCGUCCAGCUGCCACCAAGUCCUGCAACUCCAGGCCCUGUCUCCUGGACACUGCGUCACCAGAAAUAUCUCUCGCCAAUUCCUCUUAUAUACAACACGAUCCGAAGAAGAAGAAGGUGACGGUAAAGGUGGGUGGGUCGGCGACAAUAUUCUAUGGAACUCAGGUGAAGAUCAAAUGUCCAGUAAAAGGGUACAAUAGGACCAAAAUACAAUGGGCCAAGGACCAUCAGAUCAUUAGCAAGUCGAAGAAAUACAAAAUAUCCAGGAAGGGUGCACUUCGGAUCAAUUCCCUUUCACUCCGUGACCAUGGAGUGUACACCUGCGUAGCUGGCAGAUCCAGCGCCAACCUGACGCUGCUGGUCAAGCCAAGACCUGGAGAAUUUCCAUCCAGUGAAGAGAUUGAGAGGCACAAGGCUUUGGAUGAACCAUCUUCGCCGCUUUCUGAUAGCAGGGCGGACGGGCGAUAUCGAGCUAUGAUUGGAGGCACCUCAGAUGACCAGUCUCAUGAACAGCGGCCGGGGGACUCCAGGAAGAACUAUAAGAAUAGGCAGAAAGGAAAAAUAGACAAAGUGCGGGAUGCUCUGUACGGGAACACAGCAACUACAAGCACCAAAGCAUCACCCAGCUUCAAUUCACAAGAGCGAGAGAGAGACUUGUAUGAUGAACAUGAGGGCCUUGGAAACUCCAGGGGUCAAAGGACAGUUGACUCCAUCAUAAUGUACCAGAACUAUGGAGUUCCGACGAAGUCACAUUUCUUCAACUUGGAAGACAAACAGAUGGUCUUCCCAGAAGACGAUGAUUCUGACAUUAUCAUAGUUAAUGAAGAUUAUAAUAGAAAUGUUCUAAGAGACGUUCCUGUUGAGAAUCUUAAGGAUUCUGAAGAAACUACUACAGAACACAGGUUGGAAGCUCCAGACGCUCACGAGUACGUCUGGAUGACGACAGACUGGUCUCCAUGCAGUGCCCUCUGUAGCCAGACCGGCCACCAGAUCAGAGGAGCAGUUUGUCAGCACAAGAAAGACAACAGCACAACUACAGUGGAGACAGAAGAAUGUCUAUCACGGGGUGGCACGCCACCAACUGUGGUUAGGGAGUGCAUUGGGGAGACGUGUGCAGAAUGGAGGACUGCGCCCUGGUCCGCGCCCAAGUGUCUAAGCAGCGGAGCUGCCAUUAUUCGGCGUCGCGUGGAAUGCGUAGCGGUGAAUGGCAGUACUCUGCAAGAGAGUGCUUGUGACUCCGUCAGUAGACCAGAGAAGAUCAGGAGGGACACCAGCCUUUGUAAGGCCACCUGGGCUGUUGGGCCUUGGAGCAAGGUUACAAUUGGAAAUCGUUUUACUAGUAGUCCAAACGAGAUUGAGCUACCAAUUCUUUAUAAAGUUCUAGCGUUUGCCAGCGACUUUGUUCCCGUGGAAUAUGUGUGGGCACAUGUUCCUCCGUGGGCAGACAGCAUCGCGCGUUGCGCUGUGUGUGGCGAGCUGUGGGCUCCCGUCGACGGGGGAAAGAGAGGAGCGCCGCCGCCGCGUGCGAGGGAUUACCCCGACCGGGGGUUACUAGGCCUUGCCAAGUACAUGCCUGUGUUAAUAAAGCGCAAGUGUAAACGGGUCGAGAAACAAUCUCCGGCCACCGUAAGUUCGAGACCAGUUCCUCUAGGUUAUAGAGGACAGGAUGGCAAACCAGCUCGCAGAUUACCUGAUGGUAAGUAA